Glycine soja is the source of this 2834-nucleotide messenger RNA. RefSeq names its product filament-like plant protein 4. Bases 236 to 2503 code for a protein of 755 amino acids. The record is from RefSeq and is a predicted model, not a curated record. The transcript is spliced from 6 exons. NCBI's taxonomy places the organism in Eukaryota, Viridiplantae, Streptophyta, Magnoliopsida, Fabales, Fabaceae.
CGUUUAAACAGUGACCACACACACGCGCACAUUUGGCCAUUUUGUUUGUUCAUUACCUUAACCCCCGCUCCUUUCCUCGUUUGUCUGUCUAUCUUCUCUUCACAGUCCAAGUCAAACACUUCAGGAGCCAAGCCAACACACCCCAUUCAAAUCCAAUCCUCAUUUCCAUUCUGCCUUUGUUUCUUCCACCGCAUAAACCAAAAAAACUACAUUCUUUCCGGGGUAGAAUUUUGAGAUGGACCGCCGGGGUUGGCUCUGGAAGAAAAAAUCAUCUGAUAAAAACAUAAAGGUUGAGAAUGAGAAACCAAUGCCUACAUCUGAAUCUGUUGGCCCUACCUUGUCUUCUGUGGCACAUGCAGGAGAUCAGCAAGACAACAUCAAAAAUAAGAAUUAUGUUCAAAUAUCAAUGGAAUCAUACGCACAUAUGUCUGGAUUGGAAGAUCAAGUUGUAAACUUGGAGGAUCAAGUAAAAGCUUUGGAAGAAAAGCUAUCUGCAGUUUAUUCAGAAUUAAAUAACAAGGAUAAUCUAGUUAAACAGCAUGCAAAAGUUGCUGAGGAAGCAGUCUCAGGUUGGGAGAAAGCUGAUGCAGAAGUUGUUUCCUUAAGACGUCAACUUGAAUCUUUGUCUCUCUCUAAGCUCACUGUUGAUGAGAAAGCAGCUCACCUAGAUGAAGCCUUAAAAGAGUGCAUGAAGCAGAUAAGAACUGUAAAGGAAGAAAGUGAGCAGAAACUGCAGGAGGUGAUUCUUAUGAAAUCUCAUCAGUGGGAGAAAAUCAAGUUAGAACUUGAAGCACAAAUAGACAAUUUGGAUGAAGGACUUCGUGAGUUAGCCAGUGAAAAUGCUGCCCUUCUAAGAUCAGUUCAAGAAAGUUCGAACAAAAUAGUGAAACUAAAAGAAGAGAAGUCUGAAGCAGAGGCAGAGGUAGAGCAUCUAGAGAAGAAUAUUCAGUCAAAGGAAAAAGAAAUAACCUCACUAAAGUAUGAGCUGCACAUGAUUUCUAAGGAGAUGGAUAUCCGUAAUGAAGAGAAGAAUAUGAUCAUGAGAUCAGCAGAAGUGGCAAACAAGCAACACACUGAGGAUGGCAAGAACAUUGACAAGCUAGAAAGUGAGUGUCAACGACUCCGUGGUCUUUUGAGAAAGAAGCUACCUGGGCCUGCUGCAUUGGCACAAAUGAAGCUAGAAGUUGAGAGUUCACACCAUGUCAUCAGUGCACCCCAUCUGAGAAAAACUAGUUCAAAAACUGAUGGCCUGCAAGCAUCUGAGUUUCUUACCAAACAAUUGAAGGUGUUGGAAGAAGAAACAAAGACAUUGAAAGAAGCAUUGGCCUCAAGUAAUGCUGAGCUGCAGGCUUCUAGGAACUUGUAUGCUAAAACGGUUGGCAGACUUAAGCGCUUGGAAGCAGAGAUACAUCAAGAAAGAAACUCCCAGAAAGCAAUGUUGGCAACCAAUUAUGGAAACCCCUUCAGUAGAGUUUAUAGCUAUCCACCAAGCAUCACUUCUAUCUCUGACAAUGGGCAUGAAGAUUCAGAAAGUCAUGUUGAGUCAUGUGCAACAUCAAUUCCUGACCAUUCUGAUAUCAGGAGGAUUGGAAGUGUAGGUAAAUUAGAGAAUCAUAAGAGUGAAACUAUCUCAGAACUGAUGGAUGACUUUCUGGAAGUGGAGAAGAUGGCAUGUUUAUCAGACAAUGGUGGUGUACCUCUUGGCAUCAUUAGUAAAGCUAAUGAUGAUGCUGAAGAUAAAAAGGAGACUAGCUGUUUAUCUUCAAAUAAAAAUUGUUUUGACAGGAUAAACCAAUCAAUAGAACCUGAGGCAGCUGAACAUGUCGAGCAUAUGCAAGAUCUUAAGGAAAAAAAGAUGAUGUUACUGGAAAACAUGCAGCUUCUAGAAGAACUUAAAGCUCAAUUGGCAUCGUCUAAUAAAUCAUGUAGUUUAGGUGAGAUUCAACUGAAAUGCAUGACUGAGUCUUACAGGUCACUUCAAACACGUGUAGAGGUGUUAGAAGCUGAAAAUAAGUAUUUAAAGGAAAAGAUGGAUGAGCUAAAGAAUGAUCUUGCAGAGGAAAAACAAAGUCAUCAUGAUGCUUUGGUGAGGUACAAAGAAAUUGAAGAGAAAAUGCAAAGGGACAAGUGCUUGGUGUGUGCAUCAAACUCAGCAGCAAAUUCUGGGAAGGAUAAAGAACUAGCAGCUGCAGAGAAAAAGCUGGCAGAAUGUCAGGAGACUCUGUCUAUACUUGGUAGGCAGUUGCAAGCUAUGUGCCCUCAGAUAGGUGUAACCAUGACUCAUCAUAGUAAAAGGCUUCAAAUGAAUGAAAAGUUCGCCAAACCAACUUAUGGCUGGUCAAAUUCUUAUGGUUCAUGUAACUCAAAUGAAAUUGAUCGUGCUGAGGCAUGUAGCGUAGUGUCUGACAUUCAAGGAGUGACUGAUGAGUUAUCAUCGCAUAAUAACUCUGGUGCCACAUCAUGUCUUUCAGACACCGAAGGGAACUAUUGGUUAAACCCUUGAAUAAGGUUAAACUCUUACUGAAUCAAAUUCCUAUUCUUCAGCUACUGCUAGAUGAAAGAAAGCUCAUGGUUUGAGCCACUUCUUUUUGUCAAAAGAGUAGUCACUAACAUUGUUAAUUGACUUUAUUCUCAAGUGUCAUCGAGAGCUCCCCGAUGAUGUUGUACAUAGACAGACUAUAUAGUCAAAAUUUGUAUUGAGAAUGAUGUGUUUAAUUCUCUUCAAUAUGUUGUUGAUUUUGGGUAAACUUUGAUUCUUAUUCCAGCACUUGUAUUACAUGAAUCUGUGAGGCUUCACCAAUCUGGUUAUAAAAGAUAAAGAUCCUUUUUUUUUU